Anoplopoma fimbria (sablefish) is the source of this 1958-nucleotide messenger RNA. It is a transcript of the gene afg1lb, whose product is annotated as AFG1 like ATPase b. Gene Ontology annotation, molecular function: ATP hydrolysis activity; ATP binding. The coding region runs from base 11 to 1537 and encodes 508 amino acids. The record is from RefSeq and is a predicted model, not a curated record. NCBI's taxonomy places the organism in Eukaryota, Metazoa, Chordata, Actinopteri, Perciformes, Anoplopomatidae. The transcript has 13 exons. Gene Ontology annotation, cellular component: mitochondrion; cytoplasm.
UUGAAACAUCAUGGCGGCGUACACGGCUCACGCAGCCGUCAGAUACUCAAUAUUUGUUUCUAUAAGACACACUGUUCUGACCUCGAAGAUAUUUCGACUGUCAGCCGUUUGCCCUGGAAACGGUUACUCUCGUUGGAGGACAUGCAGUUCAUCCGCAUCCUCCUGCUCCUCUGAGUCUCCAGCAGUAGGUACUUGUGCCUUCAGUGGACACUAUAAUCGCCUAGUUCAAUGUGGCUCCCUGAGGAAAGAUGCUCAGCAAAGACAUGUCCUCCAGCAGCUGUCUCAGCUGCAGCACACCCUGGAGAACUACAAUAACAGCAUCCACAUUAAUUCACCUCCGCCUCCACCAAGGCUAAACAGUCAACAAUCAAAAGAUGAUAAAGACCCCCACAGUACAACAGCUGAAAACAAAGGCGCUGGAUCUGCUACUAAGGAGGAACCUACUCCACCACCACCACCACCACCACCCAAAGGUUUCUACAUCUAUGGAGAUGUUGGCACAGGGAAGACCAUGCUCAUGGACUUGUUUUAUUCCCAUGUGGAAAACACUCGUAAAAAGAGAGUCCACUUCAAUGGCUUCAUGUUGGACAUCCAUAAAAGGAUCCAUCGGAGGAAACAAAGCCUGCCAAAACGGAGUCUAGGGAAAAUGUUCAACUAUGACCCCAUAUCACCGGUUGCCAUGGAGAUCAGCCAUGAAACCUGCCUGUUGUGUUUUGAUGAGUUUCAGGUGACCGACAUUGCUGAUGCCAUGAUCCUGAAGCAGCUGUUUGAGACGCUGUUCAAGACCGGAGUGGUGGUAGUGGCCACCUCCAACAGACCCCCUGAUGAUCUGUACAAAAACGGACUUCAGAGGGACACCUUCGUACCUUUCAUCGACGUGCUGAAGGAGUACUGCCACACCAUCCACCUAGAUUCUGGGAUCGACUACAGGAGGCUGAACGACGCUGCAGCAGAGAAACUCUAUUACCUCACAGGAGAGCCUGGUGCGGAGACCUUCUUGGAUGCGCUGUUUGAGGAGCUGGCUUUAAGUCAAAAGAGUGUUACAGGCCCUCGGUUGCUCACUGUUCUGGGGAGAGAUGUGACUCUGGAAAAGACCUGUGGCUCCAUCGCUGACUGUACUUUUGAUGAGCUGUGUGGCAGACCUCUGGGUGCCAGUGACUACCUGGAGAUGGCACGGCUCUUUGACACCGUAUUCAUUCGCCAUGUUCCCACGCUGACACUGACACUGAAGGACCAGGCCAGACGCUUCACCACCCUCAUAGACAACUUCUACGACAACAAGGUGAGAGUGGUGCUGCUGGCAGCUUCUCCCUUAGAACGGCUGUUUGUCCACACUGGAGGGGACGACGAGAGGGACAGACAACUGCUGGAUGACCUGGGCCUCAGCGGGGAGGCAGCCGAGCGCCUGACUCUGUUUACAGCCGAGGAGGAGAUCUUUGCCUUCCAGAGGACCGUCUCCAGACUGAUGGAGAUGCAAACCGAGUCAUACUGGAUGAAAGGAGACCGCAGUCACAGCAAGAAACAAAUGAACGCCUAACAUCCACUGCUGACCGCCUGAUAAUCAUGUUUACUUCCACACAACACAGUACCUCACUCACUACUAACACUACUCAAAAGAAGUUCAUAACUAGCAGAAAAAGAAAAGACUUGAUAUCUGCAGUAAAUCUAUAAUAAAACUCAAUACCUGCGUUGGAUCUGAUCUCAUGCAUGUGUGUUAUACCGUAUUACUGUUCGGUCCUCUUCUACGAGGUGUGCUUUCUCCCCCUUGUGGACUAUUUACUUUAAAGAAUAUGGAAACCUCCCCAACAUGUGUGAACCACAACGCAAACAGGAGCUCACUUCAGAGAGACAAAGUGUCACUAAGAGUAGCUGGCUACCGCCCUCUAGUGAGCAAAUGUGAGAAGCGUGAAAUAUUCUCAAGCUGUUCCUGUUUUUAAGAAUAUUGGUCCACGUGCCGU